UGAAAUCAUCACAUUUCACAAAUUAAAAACAGAAUAUAUUAAUUUCUUGGUUAAAUUAUUUCUGCGUAAAUUUUUUGCUUUCUACUUUAUUUAUAUAAUAGUGAACGAAAUCUAAAGGUUAAUAUUUUACUAUCUACUAUGUCUGCGAAUAUUCCGGAGUGUCCACCCAGUUUAAAGUCAAUUCAACAUUAUCUUAAAACUGCUGCUGAACAUGAUACAAGGGACCCCAUUGUUGCUUAUUGGUGCCGUCUACAUGCACUUCAGACAGGGCUUAAAAUUACUACAAAAAAAACUCCAGAAGAAACAAAAGUUUUAAUGGCAAUCAUGGACUGGUUAGAGGAAGCGAAGACAACUUACAAAGACAAUGAUGCUAUAUCAAAUGAGGUAGUUGCCCAGGCUCAUUUAGAAAAUUAUGCUCUGAGAUUAUUCCUUUAUGCUGACAAACAAGAUCAUGAACAAAACUAUGGAAAAAACAUUGUAAAAGCAUUUUACACAGCAGGCAUUAUAUAUGAUGUGCUAACCACAUUUGGAGAACUGACAGAUGAAGCUGCACAAAAUAGGAAGUAUGCCAAGUGGAAGGCUGCCUACAUUCAUAAUUGCCUUAAAAAUGGGGAAACUCCUGUACCUGGACCCAUGCAGUCUGAAGAAGGUGGUACUGAAAGUGAAGGCAACCCAGGAGAUAUGGGCAGUUCUGAUGCAGCAAAUACACCCCCAUCGAUUGGGUUUCCACCUGUUGAUCCCACACCUCCACCAUCUGUACCCACCAGUUUUAAUAACUCCUUACCGGACCCUAAUGCUGCUUUGAGAGCCGCUUCACAGCUGCCACCGGUGCCAUACACUCCGGAUCCUAACCCUGGUGGGUUUGUGCCGUAUGAUCCAUCCCAGCAACCUCAACCAACACCGACACCCAUGGUCUACAGCGACAGCGUUGCUCAACUUACGCCGGACCAAAUAUCCAAAGCCCAGAAAUAUUGUAAAUGGGCAAGCAGUGCCCUGAAUUAUGACGACGUCAAAACCGCUAUAGGUAAUCUUAAAAAUGCUUUAGAGCUGCUGCAGACUGGACGUGAUCCUGCUUAAAUUAAGAAAAGUAAGUGCUUAUUUUGUUAUAAAUUAUAUUUUGAUUUGGCAAUAAUAAAAACAUGCUAUCUUCACUUUGGUAGUGAGUAGUGACAAAUGAUUCUUUAGAAACGAGCAAUGUGGCUUUCAAUUUUGAAUUAUAUGCAAUUUUAGCAUUUGCAAGCAGGAGCAUUCAAAAUUGCAUAAAAAUAAUGUGCCUUUUAAAUGAAUGCUCUGCCAAUUUCUUACAAAUCUAGCUCUAUAGUCGUUUCAUUCAAGAUGCUCAGCUUUACUGCAACUUAUUUCACAAAUUUUAAAAAUACUCCUAAAAUGUAACUGAUGAAAAAGUAUCAUAAAAGUUAAAGAAUGUGUAUUAUUUUAAUAUUUUGAAGGUUAAGUUGUACAAUUAAUUUAAUAUUAAAAUUACUAUCAAAUGUUUGAAACAUAAAUUAUGUUGUAUAAUAAGUAUACUUAAUUAUUUAUCUAAAUAUGUAAAUACAUAUUUUCCAAGUUGGCAAACAAGUAAAAGCCUUGUGUGUAGUGCUAUGUGGCAUGUGCAAAUAAAAAUUUAUAUUAUUAUUGAAAAUAAACAAAUAUUGUAAUUUC
Molecule: messenger RNA, 1662 nt
Organism: Aricia agestis (brown argus)
Lineage: Eukaryota; Metazoa; Arthropoda; Insecta; Lepidoptera; Lycaenidae
Gene: Vta1
Product: vacuolar protein sorting-associated protein VTA1 homolog
Exons: 4
Coding region: 139-1077 (312 amino acids)
Biological process (GO): late endosome to vacuole transport via multivesicular body sorting pathway
Cellular component (GO): multivesicular body
Source: RefSeq, a predicted model, not a curated record